Molecule: messenger RNA, 672 nt
Organism: Helianthus annuus (common sunflower)
Lineage: Eukaryota; Viridiplantae; Streptophyta; Magnoliopsida; Asterales; Asteraceae
Product: glutathione S-transferase T3-like
Exons: 2
Coding region: 1-672 (223 amino acids)
Source: RefSeq, a predicted model, not a curated record
AUGGAUCCAUACAACUCGAACAACCCGAACAACCCAAACCCGAACGUUUUUGCGGUGCCCGGCUACUAUCCUUCAAUGGAACCGAGUUGGACAUCCUCUCAAUUUGCUUUCAACGCUUUUGCGGGUUUUCAACAAUCUCCGAACGUUUUCUCGCAAAUGCAACAAAUGCAAUCGUUACAAAACAUGAUGAUGCAAAACCCGUUCAACAUGCAAUUUCAUUCUCAACAACAACAACCCGUUGAAUCUUCUCAACAACCACAACCCGUUGAAGACGACAUUGAAAUCGUUUCGGAGACGCAACCACAAUCAUCUAAACGUAAAAAAAGAAAGCAAGUGACGGUUGACCAAAAUCAACCUUCGAAAGCGAAGGCAAAAACGUGGACGAGGAUCGAGGAGGAGGCCUUAGCGAAGGCGUGGAUUAGCACAUCCAAACACUCCGUUAUCGGUAACAACCAAACCGGCGAUAGGUUUUGGAAAGCGACAUUAUCAAAGUUUCUUGCGAUCAUGGAACAAGGACAUUAUCGCGAUGUCGACUCGAUCUCUUCGAAGUGGCGAAAGAUGCAUCUGAUCGUGAACCGGUUUGCGUCGAUAUAUAAUAAUUUAUAUACAAGUAAUCGCCGUAGUGGGAUGAGUGAUGAAGAUGUUUUCAAAGCGGCGAUGGAUAAAUACUAA